Chaetura pelagica (chimney swift) is the source of this 5635-nucleotide messenger RNA. RefSeq names its product formin 2 (gene FMN2). Gene Ontology annotation, biological process: intracellular transport; intracellular signal transduction. The record is from RefSeq and is a predicted model, not a curated record. Gene Ontology annotation, cellular component: endoplasmic reticulum membrane; nucleus; cytoplasm. Bases 44 to 5635 code for a protein of 1863 amino acids. The transcript is spliced from 19 exons. NCBI's taxonomy places the organism in Eukaryota, Metazoa, Chordata, Aves, Apodiformes, Apodidae.
AGUCCAGAAGUUAUAAAUGAUCUGGUGACGAGCUGAGCUUGCAAUGCAGGCAAUAAAAACCGUGGAAAAAGAAGUUACUUUUAUAAAAGAAACACUUUUCACAGAAUCCUUCCUACAGAAACAGGAUUGCAGCAAAAGCCCGGAGAGCAAGCAGCUCUGUGAGCAGCAGCCAUUGGAAGGAGCUGUCUGCAGCUCUCAGUGCUGUACUGAGCAUGUCCCAGCGGAGCCCAGUGCAAGCAGCACAUUAUGCAAAAAGGCAGUUCUAGCAGAUGGGAGAGAGGCACAGCAAGCAUUUGCUUCGUUUGCAUCACUACCGCUUGAAAACAAACCUGGAUCGCUAGAGGGGAUCCUGCCGGCAGGCCAAAGGAGUGAAAUCCAGGAGCAUGGCUUGAUUGCUGAAGGUGUUGCACUACGAAAAAUCAUGGGAAAUCAAGAUGGGAAGCUAAAGAAAAAUACAGGUGAUGUGUCUGAAGGAGGAGAGGAUGCCUCUGGGCCCAAGGAUACAGAUGGCACAAAGAAGGUAUCGGGAAGCAGAAGGGGUCUGGGGAAGCAUGCAAAAGGAAGUGAAUCCGGUAAGAAGAAGGGUAAGUCGGACUCGAGGGCCUCGGUGUUUUCAAAUCUGAGGAUCAGAAAAAAUCUGUCCAAGGCUAAAGAUGGGAAUAGCAGCUCACGGGAGGAUGUUUUGGAUAGCCAGGCCGUGCAGGCUGGAGAGCUGGACAGUACUCAUUCAAUUAUAACCAAAACUCCAGAUAUAAGCAUCUCUGCAGAUGAAGGGGGUCUCUCAGACACAGAUGUGGAACAUUUUGAAAUCAGAAAUGAAACUGUCCCAGCUGCUGCAGAGGCACAGGAUGGACAAAGGACCAGCUCUGGCUCUGAUACAGAUAUAUACAGUUUCCAUUCAGCCACAGAACAAGAGGAUUUGCUUUCUGAUAUCCAGCAAGCUAUUAGACUGCAGCAGCAGCAGCAGGGAGCAAUUAAUGUUGGAACUGAGGACCUUGUCACCAAAACAAUGGGCCGACACAUGGAUAAUUCGCAAGCAGCCCCCUUAGAUUUUGAACGGUUUCUUUCGAUAACUACCACUGACAAAGAGAGGAGCCCAGACACUGAGGGGGCUUUUCCAGCAUUAUCUAAAAUUGUGGAAAAUGUUCCCAUCACCUGUGCAACUGAACGUGAAGUGAAAGAAGAAGUAAAUGGCACAAGCUCUCCUGGUAACGGCUUAUUUGAAACACAAGAACGUAAGCGAUUGAUUGAGGAGCAGCUCGUUGCUGGAGUGGAUGCUGUAGCUAGUGAACUGAAAGAUGAUUUGAAUAGAACUGCCGUAGGAAAUGGUUCUCAGACAUCCAGCUCCACACGACCUUUUCCGACCUCUGUAGCAGAUGCUGAGACUAAAAUUACUGGAGUGCAGGCUGUUGAUUUGCAGCACUCUGUAACAGAGGAUGGUAUUUCAGAUGCAGGCUGUGAUCAUGCUCAUGAGAAUCAGGAAGAGAAAAGCACUCUGUCGGCCAGUCAAGAGGACCUGCGUAAUGAUUUAUCCACAGAAAUGAAAAAUGUCACUUUGUCCUCUGAGGGGACAGCAGGCAGUCAGAUUCUUGGUUCCCGAUGCUUUAAGCCCUAUCUAAUUAAUCCAUGUUACAUUAAAACCACUACCAGGCAACUGAGUUCUCCCAACCAUUCACCAUCUCCCUCCCCAUCCCAGAGCCCUCUUUUUACAAGGAGGCAGGAGUCUUUCCACACAAAAGAAAAGGUCUCGGUCAAGAAGCAGAGGUCUGCUAGUUUGACAGGUGUAUUUAGUCGUUCUGCAGACUGGACAGAAGAGUUUUCUAAUCACAGAUGUGAAACAACACAGAAGGUGGGCUCUGCAGGCUACUUGGAGCACAAGGGGUUUAAAGAGAAAUUUCAAACAGAAAGAGUGCCUUUGACACAUUCAAGAAAGUCCUCAGGGGUGCAGGCUUCUACGGAGACAUUUCCCAAUGUCUUUUCAGGACGAACUCUGCUGGAAAAGCUCUUCAGCCAGCAGGAAAAUGCGCCACAAGAAGAAGCAGAAAAACUGUGUUCCCGCAUUAUUGCAAUGGGUCUUUUGCUUCCAUUCACUGACUGCUUCAGAGAACCAUGCAAUCAGAGUGCCCAGCAAAGCACACCCACUUUUGAUCAAGACCAGCUUUAUACUUGGGCUGCAGUUAGCCAACCCACACAUUCAUCAGAUUACAUUGAAGGAAACUUUCCAAGGAAAAUUCCACCUGUGUGGCCCCCACCCAAACCUCCAGAUGAAGAACGAAGACUCAAAAUUACUGAAGAAGAGGUAAAAUCUACAGUUCUAGAAGCAGAGAAACAAUACACAGAAGAUUUUCAGCAGAUACAGGAUGAUUUUGAGGUGAAAUCUGAGGAGCGUGCCAGUGUCAUUCAACAACUUGAGCGGACUAUUGAGGAUCUGAGGACCAAAAUUGCAGAACUAGAGAAACAGUUCCCUGCUGCAGAGCUCCAGACUGCUGGGAGGGAGCAAGAAAAUGAGCACACACAAACAGUCUGUGGGGAACUCAGCAGUGUGACUCUUCAAACAAAGAGUGAGGAGACUGUACCCAGGACUGUGUCACAAGCAAGAUCUGUACAAACGUCACCAACAGAGGAUUAUUUAACACACGCAAUGCCUUCAGCCAGUGCACUGCCACAGCCACCCCCCCCACCACACUUGGAAGGGGGCAAAAGUGAAGGAUCAACUGAGAAAUUGGCAGCUCUAGAACUACAGCCCAUGUUUUGUUCUGAAAUCUCCUUAAUUCUUUCACCGAAGCUAAUUUCGGUGCCGCUGGAUGCAAGCCAAUCGGUACAGAGCACGCCGCAGUCACCUCUUCCAGCACCCAAAGUUAAUUUGUCCUCUGUGUUUGAAGGAGAGACUGAAAUGCCAUCUUCCCAUCAGCCUCUAAGUACUGUAGAUGUGACUUGUUCUCCUUCUUUGCCCGUGGAGCCCACAUGUAGCAUUCCCACAUUACAGCCAGCCACAGAACUGGCUACUCCGUUGUCUGGAGCACAUGGCCCUUCCCUUGCCACUCCUAUGUCCAUGCCAGGAGUACCACCCCCACCACCCCUGCCGAGCUCAGAAUUUCCUCCUGCUGGCUCAGUGGUGCCACACCUGGACCACUCGUUGCCUGGUGUGCCACCACCCCCUCCGCCUCCACCUUUGCCAAAUGGGGAGAUGCUGGCGCUGCCUCUAGCCCCUCCUCUCCCAAGUGCUGGAGUCCAACCACCACCUCUUCCAAUACCUUUGCCAGGAGCAGGAGUCCCACCCCCUCUGUCCAGUUGGGGAAUCCCACCUGCCCCUCCACCACCACCUUUACCUGGGGCUGCCACAGAACUGGCUACUCCGUUGUCUGGAGCACAUGGCCCUUCCCUUGCCACUCCUAUGUCCAUGCCAGGAGUCCCACCCCCACCACCCCUGCCGAGCUCAGAAUUUCCUCCUGCUGGCUCAGUGGUGCCACACCUGGACCACUCGUUGCCUGGUGUGCCACCACCCCCUCCGCCUCCACCUUUGCCAAAUGGGGAGAUGCUGGCGCUGCCUCUAGCCCCUCCUCUCCCAAGUGCUGGAGUCCAACCACCACCUCUUCCAAUACCUUUGCCAGGAGCAGGAGUCCCACCCCCUCUGUCCAGUUGGGGAAUCCCACCUGCCCCUCCACCACCACCUUUACCUGGGGCUGGUGUCUCUCCCCCACCUCCUCCUCUUCCUAGCCUGGGAAUGCCACCCCCACCCUCAGCACCACAGCUGCCUGGAGCAGGUCUGCCACCACCUCCUCCACCUCUGCCUGGAGGGGGCAUCCCACCCCCUCCUCCUCCACCACCACCUCUUCCUGGUACAGGCAUCCCACCCCCUCCUCCUCCUCUGCCUGGUGCAGGUGUCCCUCCUCCACCUCUGCCACCACCUCUGCCUGGUGCAGGUGUCCCUCCUCCACCUCCGCCACCACCUCUGCCUGGUGCAGGUGUCCCUCCUCCACCUCCGCCACCACCUCUGCCUGGUGCAGGUGUCCCACCUCCACCACCACCUCUGCCUGGUGCAGGUGUCCCACCUCCACCACCACCUCUGCCUGGUGCAGGUGUUCCUCCUCCACCACCUCUGCCUGGUGCUGGUGUCCCUCCACCACCUCCCCCUUUGCCUGGGUUGGGGAUGCCACCUCCAGCCCCACCACCUUUGCCUGGAGAAGCACCACCCCUUCCAGUGCCAGCCCAGGGCAGCACCUACCCAGCAGUCCCACAGGUCUGUGGGUUUCUUCCUCCUCCAUUACCAUCUGGUUUAUUUGCAAUGGGGAUGCACCAGGAGAAAGGAAGCAGGAAACAUGUGAUAGAGCCUUCUCGGCCAAUGAAGCCUCUUUACUGGACAAGAAUUCAGCUCCACAGUAAAAGAGAUUCUAGUGCUUCACUUGUGUGGGAAAAAAUUGAAGAGCCUUCCAUAGAUUAUCAUGAGUUUGAAGAACUGUUUUCUAAAACAGCUGUUAAAGAGAGGAAGAAACCCAUUUCGGACACCAUUACAAAAACAAAGACUAAACAAGUUGUCAAGUUAUUAAGUAACAAAAGAUCUCAAGCUGUUGGAAUAUUAAUGUCUAGUCUUCAUUUAGACAUGAGGGACAUUCAGCAUGCUGUUGUGAACUUGGACAACUCUGUGGUUGACCUAGAGACCCUUCAAGCGUUGUAUGAGAAUCGAGCACAAUCAGAUGAAUUAGAGAAAAUAGAAAAGCAUAGCAAGGCAUCCAAGGAAAAAGAGAACGCCAAGUCUUUGGAUAAGCCGGAACAGUUCCUCUAUGAACUCUCCCUAAUUCCCAACUUCUCAGAACGUGUAUUUUGCAUCCUGUUCCAAUCAACGUUUUCAGAAAGCAUUGGUUCAAUCCGUCGCAAACUUGAAUUGUUACAGAAACUAUGUGAGACAUUGAAAAAUGGGUCAGGAGUUAUGCAGGUUCUGGGUUUGGUUCUUGCCUUUGGAAAUUACAUGAAUGGUGGAAACAGGACACGAGGACAGGCCGAUGGGUUUGGACUAGAUAUCCUGCCAAAACUGAAAGAUGUCAAAAGCAGUGACAACAGCAGAAGUCUUCUGUCUUACAUUGUCUCAUACUAUUUGCGUAAUUUUGAUGAGGAUGCUGGAAAGGAACAAUGCAUAUUUCCUCUUCCAGACCCACAAGAUCUCUUCCAGGCUUCGCAAAUGAAGUUUGAAGACUGUCAAAAAGAUCUCCGCAAAAUGAAGAAAGAUUUGCGAGUAUGUGAGACAGAAGCAGCAAAAGUUUAUCAGCUAUCACUAGAAGAGCACCUCCAGCCUUUCAAAGACAGCAUGGAGCAAUUCAUUAGUCAAGCUAAAAUAGACCAAGAAAAUGAAGAGAAGUCACUGACAGAAGCACAUAAAAGCUUUUUGGAAACUGCAGCCUAUUUCUGUAUGAAACCAAAAAUGGGAGAGAAAGAGGUGUCCCCACAUUCUUUCUUCAGUAUUUGGCAUGAAUUCAGUUCUGACUUCAAAGACUUCUGGAAGAAAGAAAACAAACUUAUUCUUCAAGAAAGAGUUAAAGAAGCAGAGGAAGUCUGCAGGCAGAAAAAAGGGAAAUCGCUAUACAAUAUAAGACCAAAACAUGACUCUGGAAUUAAAGCAAAGAUAAGCAUGAAAAUCUAA